Molecule: messenger RNA, 861 nt
Organism: Pieris brassicae (large cabbage white)
Lineage: Eukaryota; Metazoa; Arthropoda; Insecta; Lepidoptera; Pieridae
Exons: 1
Coding region: 1-861 (286 amino acids)
Source: RefSeq, a predicted model, not a curated record
AUGCAGUGUUUUUUCUGCUUUGCUUACCUAAUGAUCAUAUGCACCGCACAACCACCGAAAGAUCGAGAAAGUCCCACCCAACAACGACGAUCACUUUUCCAUGACGUCAUAGAAUCACUUCGUAUAAGAGCAAAAUUACCAGAAGAAUUUUCGGAGGAAGAAAAUCAUCUGAAACAAAGCUUCGAAAAAUAUAACUACGAAAAUGAUCUGAACCUACCAGAUGACUUUGACUUCAUUCCAAGAAGAAAUGAUAGACUCGAAAUGCCUACAUUAAAUUAUCGUUUUCCAAAAAGCCUCGACAUAAAUGAUACAAAAGACGAAAGUGCAAAAGAAGAAAUAGUUCUAUACAUAAACUCGCCAGAAGAAAGUGAAACUACAACUUUCAUACCGAAAAAGACGAAACGCCCAAGGCCGACUAUCAAACACAAAAUCAAAACAAAAGAACGUGAAGAAUCAGAGGGUGAACAAAAACCAGUAACGAAUUCGCUGUCUGGUUUGAGUCAAAUUGGUAAUCGCGAAUCGCAAACUGUAGUUAAACCCACAGUGAUUGUCAAUUUCAGAGGAUCUGUUAGUAACAGGGAGAGUGAUAUACGCUUAGAAAGACGAAAAAAUGUAACAGGGAGUGAAACAGUGCCACAAAAUAUUUUUAACAUAAAUCAAGAGAUUAAACUAGAGAGAUCUAUUCCCAAUUUAGGAAAUAGGGGAGAUGCAAGAGUACGAAACAAAGUAAAGCAAGAUGUUACAAUAGAAACUGAUGGCAGAACUAACGCUGAAGAAGACAUGAUGAUGUGCGAGUCAAAUUCGUGGAAAAAAAGUGAUAGAAAUGGUAGGCAGCUAUUACAAAUAUUGCUAACAGUUUAA